Molecule: messenger RNA, 999 nt
Organism: Drosophila navojoa
Lineage: Eukaryota; Metazoa; Arthropoda; Insecta; Diptera; Drosophilidae
Gene: holn1
Product: CD2 antigen cytoplasmic tail-binding protein 2 homolog holn1
Cellular component (GO): U5 snRNP
Molecular function (GO): protein binding
Source: RefSeq, a predicted model, not a curated record
AGUAUACAAAAAUAUCAGCUAUAAAAAAUAUAUAAAAAUGGCAUCGAAAAGAAAACAAAAUUUUGAUUUAUCUGAUAGUGAUGUAUUCAAAAAGAAACACACUUUAGACUCAGAUGAAGAGGACUCCGACGACUACGAACGAGACAAUCUCAACGACAGUGAUAUAGAAGGUGGUGAGGAGGGUGUAGGUAAAGUAGAAGAUGAUGUCAAAAUAACACCAUUUAACAUGCGUGAGGAACUGGAGGAGGGACAUUUUGAUAAGGAAGGCCACUAUCACUGGAACAAAGAAGCUCAAAUUAAGGAUAACUGGUUGGAUAACAUUGACUGGGUUAAGGUAGAGAAAGAUAAAAACUACUUUGAUCCAAACAACGAAGAAAACUCAGCUGAUGGCAGCUUACCUCCUAAACCAUUUAACCAAUCGAUGGCGUUUACCAAAAUGCUUGAGUUUAUGAAGCCAGGGGAAACUGUGCAAAUGGCUUUGCAGAGAUUGGGCCGUAAGCGACCUAAAUUAUCCACACUCGAGAAGCUGCGGCAAAAAAAAGCGGGAAUUGAGAACACUGAAACGCAGCAAAUUGCAAAGCUAACCGAAUUGGCAAACGAAAUAUUGUCAAAUACAGGAAACAUGGAUAUAUAUCAGGAGACAUACGAAAAGAUAAAGCAAAAACUAGAGGAUUUGCCAAGUACAAGCAAGCCUGUGGACGAUUCUUUCGAUAUGUACGCCGAUGAUUUCGAAGAAAAAGAGUCCAACCUCUUAAAAGGCUUACAAAAAGAGGCAAAGGAACCAAGUACAAAUGAAUUAAAAUGGGAGUUUAAAUGGAAGCAGACUGAUGAAGAAAUUCAGGGCCCAUACAGUACAGAGAAAAUGUUCAAUUGGUCUCAAGGAGACUAUUUUAAGACUGGAGUAUAUGUACGCAAAGUUGGGGAGAAUUCAAAUUUUUACUCGAGUAAUAGGAUAGAUUUUGAUUUGUAUUUGUAAACAAAAAUCAUUUGUUAAUGGUU